Rosa chinensis is the source of this 1032-nucleotide messenger RNA. Its product is annotated as UPF0481 protein At3g47200. The record is from RefSeq and is a predicted model, not a curated record. The coding region runs from base 1 to 1032 and encodes 343 amino acids. Lineage: Eukaryota; Viridiplantae; Streptophyta; Magnoliopsida; Rosales; Rosaceae. The transcript has 2 exons.
AUGGAAGGGCUACAGAAUCUGACGACUAAGUGGAAAAAGCUGUCUCCCCUAUCCUCUGAGUGUCGUAUCUACCGAGUUCCCAAGAGGCUACGUGACGUGAAGGAGAAGGCUUACACACCUCAGGUGGUCUCACUUGGUCCGCUUCACCAUGGUGGAGAAGGUCUCCAAGCCAUGGAAGAACAUAAAUUGCGGUAUGUGAAGGACUUCUUUGAACGGAUCCCCGAGGUAAGAGUAGAGGAUUGUUUCACAUAUUUGAUGGAUCGGGAAGAAAAGAUCCGUGCAUGUUAUGCAGUAGCAAUUGAAUUUAAUGCACAUAAACUUGUGGAAAUAAUUCUGGUUGAUGCCAUUUUCACCUUUGAGUUGCUGCUCAAGAGCUCUUUUGAUUCCCUGCAAGAUAAGAAUGACUGUAUAUUUGGGAAGCCAAGGAUGUCCAGGGUCGUGAUAUACGACAUGAUGUUGCUUGAAAAUCAGAUCCCAUUCUUCAUUCUCGAGUAUUUUCAUACUGUAUACUUCACCAACCGUCCUAUUCCUUGGCUUUCCCUCUUUGAGCUUACCCAUAAGUUCUUGCAGAAUGGGGUAUACAUAAGGUCACUUGGAGAUACGAUGAAGAAACUCAAUCAUGGUCCUCAAGAAGAUAGAAUACACCAUUUUGUUGAUUUUGUUCUAAAAUGUCAUCGACCUCAACCUUCUGAGCUUCCCCAAAUAAAGAAACUCAAGACUUCAACCAUACCACGGGCCACAGCAUUACACCAGGCUGGAGUCAAGUUUGUGAAUUGUGAGCUUCAUGAUCACUACAUCAGCGAUUAUGUGUUUUUCAUAGAUCGCCUGGUGGAUCAAUCCAAGGAUGUGGAGCUGCUUGUUGAGAAUAAUAUCCUUGAAUCUAAACUACCAGAUAGUGAAGCAGCUGCGGCCUUUAUUAACUCACUUGACUUCGGGCCUAUUUUGUUCAGUAGAGAUUUCUACUUUACUGAUCUCUGUGAGGCUCUGAAUGCAUACUAUAGUGUCCCCGGCACAAGUGGAAGGCAAGCUUGA